Aspergillus steynii IBT 23096 is the source of this 1448-nucleotide messenger RNA. RefSeq names its product mitochondrial distribution and morphology protein 10. NCBI's taxonomy places the organism in Eukaryota, Fungi, Ascomycota, Eurotiomycetes, Eurotiales, Aspergillaceae. Gene Ontology annotation, biological process: phospholipid transport; mitochondrial outer membrane translocase complex assembly; establishment of mitochondrion localization. The transcript is spliced from 3 exons. The record is from RefSeq and is a predicted model, not a curated record. Gene Ontology annotation, cellular component: ERMES complex; SAM complex. Bases 60 to 1448 code for a protein of 462 amino acids.
GGGCGCUGGAUGCCUGUUUUCUAUCCUGUUAUCCUGAGAUUUGGUCGUCCCCGCCAACAAUGCUGGAUUUCAUGGAUUACAUCCAACUCGCCUUCGCCGAGGCGACGGAGUGGAAUCGCGACAAUUCAUACUCCUCGCUCACGGCCACUGCGCAGUCGCUCCUUGACUUCACAACCCCCGAACGUCUGCGCGUCCACCUCUCAUCCCUGUCCACCCCACAUUUCGCAACGAGCUAUACCCUCGGCACGGUAGGCUUGAUCGAUGGCUCCGUCUCGUAUCUAUACAGCACCGUGCCAUUCGACAACACUCCCAGCCGGAGUGCGCUGAUCCCUCUCCGUAAACUCGCCCCGGGAUACCGCCAAGUCCAGGCCCCCGUUGCUCCCGUCGAGAACUGGGGAUGGGACUCCAUCCUCGACGGCGCGAACGCCCACAAGCACAGCAGCAACCACAAUGCGUCUUCAUCCACCCCCCUCGCUCAAAAGGCCACCCUGCUCAAUGCCACCCUCCAUCUUCCUCCCCCGACAACCCUCAAUGCGCUCUUCCUCCGCCGCAUCUCCCCGACCAUGCAGCUCACCUUGGCCGUCUGCUCGACGCGAGGCCCGCCGCUCUCCAAAUCCGCGCCGCAGGCCUCCCUCCUGACCCAACUGUCCCACGACACCGGCAAAUACAGCAACGAGUACCUCUUCAGCACCGACAACGCGCUCUUCGGAUGGCGCGGCCUGUGGAACUUCGGUCCCGACCCCCGCUCCUCCACCCGCGACGCUGCCUCGCCGCGUCUCUCGCUCCUCUCCGCCGGCGCUGAAGCAUACUACUCCCCCGUCUCCUCGCUGAUCGGGAUGUCCACGGGGCUGCGCUUCAGCACGCUCCCAGCUGCCACGGACCUUCCGUCCUCCGUGACAUCCACAUCUCCAUCCCCAUCCACUUCUAGCCCACCCACUCCCUCUACCUCCUCUUCCCACACCCCCAGCAGCAGCAGCAGCACCAGCAACAACACCCACCCCAUCUCCACCUUCCCCUACACCCUCACCCUCACCCUAACCCCCCUCACCGGCUCCCUCUCAACCACCUACUCCCUGCGCGCCUCUCCCAACCUCGCCUUCAGCUCCCGCUUCGGCUUCAACGUCUACAGCUGGGAAAGCGAAAUGGUCGCGGGCUGCGAACUCUGGCGCCGCGGACCAACCCGCGACUCAGCCGAUGACGGACUGGAAUGGGCUCGUCGCAAAAUGCGCACCUGGGAAUCUCCCCCCGUCUCUGACUUUGACCCCAUCGCCCGGGGCCCGGGCCAUUCGCCAUCACCGUCACCAUCCCCGACCAUCUCGAACAUCCUGCCCGCAGGCGAGGACAAGAAGGAAGAAGAGGCGAACGGCUCAGUGCUGAAGAUCCGGGUCGAUCAGUCGUGGAAUGUGCGGCUGUUGUGGGAGGGCAGGGUGAAGGAGUUGUUGAAGUAG